AUGGACACCAACAUGGAGGACGUGAAGAUGCCAGAACCCAUGCAGCUGUCGUCUGCCCCCACCUCGGAGCCAACCACAAUUCCUACCCUGGACGGCUGGAUUGAGAGUCUCAUGAGCUGCAAGCAGCUGGCUGAGAGCGACGUGCAGAGACUGUGCGACAAGGCCCGUGAGGUGCUUCAGGACGAGUCAAACGUACAGCCAGUGAAAUGCCCCGUCACAGUAUGCGGCGAUAUUCACGGCCAAUUCCACGAUUUGAUGGAGUUGUUCAAGAUUGGCGGCCCAAACCCAGACACGAACUACCUCUUCAUGGGUGAUUAUGUUGACCGAGGUUACUUCUCCGUUGAGACUGUGACCCUGCUAGUCGCUCUCAAGAUUCGAUACCCCCAGCGUAUUACCAUCCUUCGCGGAAAUCACGAAUCCCGCCAAAUCACCCAGGUAUAUGGCUUCUACGACGAGUGCCUCCGAAAGUACGGAAACGCAAACGUUUGGAAGUACUUCACAGACCUUUUUGAUUAUCUCCCGCUUACUGCCUUGAUCGACAAUCAAAUCUUCUGUCUGCACGGUGGUCUUUCUCCCAGCAUCGACACUCUCGAUAACAUCAGGGCGCUUGAUCGGAUACAAGAAGUACCGCAUGAGGGACCCAUGUGUGAUCUGCUCUGGUCCGAUCCAGAUGAUAGGUGUGGUUGGGGUAUAUCCCCCCGCGGUGCAGGAUACACCUUCGGCCAGGACAUCUCAGAAGCGUUCAAUCACAACAACGGUUUGACCCUUGUGGCGAGAGCUCAUCAGCUUGUCAUGGAGGGAUAUAACUGGUCGCAAGACAGGAAUGUCGUGACGAUAUUCUCAGCACCAAACUAUUGCUACAGAUGUGGCAAUCAGGCCGCAAUCAUGGAGAUUGACGAACAUCUCAAAUACACUUUCCUGCAGUUCGACCCCUGCCCGCGAGCUGGCGAGCCGAUGGUAUCACGAAGGACCCCGGAUUACUUCCUAUAA
Molecule: messenger RNA, 990 nt
Organism: Cucurbitaria berberidis CBS 394.84
Lineage: Eukaryota; Fungi; Ascomycota; Dothideomycetes; Pleosporales; Cucurbitariaceae
Product: serine/threonine-protein phosphatase PP2A catalytic subunit
Exons: 6
Coding region: 1-990 (329 amino acids)
Biological process (GO): mitotic cell cycle; peptidyl-serine dephosphorylation
Cellular component (GO): cytosol
Molecular function (GO): protein serine/threonine phosphatase activity
Source: RefSeq, a predicted model, not a curated record